UUUAGUUUUAAAUGGUUUGUAAAAGGUUAACUUGGCUGAAUCGAUUCGAGUUAAACGGGUUUGUAAAUUGUUCAAUUUUAAACAGUCUACGGGUACCCUUUUUUUUUUCCCCUCGAGUUUGAUUAGUUUUUAAUAGUCUACGGGUAUCACUUGCUUCUCUAUUCAAUUCCCGCCAUUUAACAACCAUUACAGAGCUCACCACAAAGAAAAACCAUGUCCUCAACUUCAAAGUUGAUCUACACUCUUCUUCAUCGAAAACCAAAAUCUUUCAAUCAAUUGAAACAAAUUCAUGCCAUACUCAUUACAACUAACCUUAAAUCUCCUUCAACAUUAGCCAAACUUAUUGAAAACCAUUUUUUACUUUCUCCUAAUCAAGCUCCAAUCCAUGCUCAUCUCAUUGUUAACCAUAAUCAAACAGAUUACCAACUUUUUCUUCUUAAUACUUUGAUCAAAUGCAGCUUACCCAGAGAUUCAAUUCAUCUUUUUGCUAAAUGGGUUUCUGUUUCUUCCAUUGUUUUUGAUGAUUAUACCUUCAUUUUUGCUCUUGGCGCGUGUGCUCGAUCGCCUUCUGUAUCAGGUUUAUAUGAAGGAAAACAGAUACAUGCUCGCGCUAUGAAACUCGGGUUUAUGCCGGAUCUUUUAGUUUCUACGACUGCAUUGCAUUUUUAUGCGAACAAUGGUGGUAUCAGUUUUGCAAGGAAGGUGUUUGAUGAAAUGCCUGUGAGAAGUUCUGCUACUUGGAAUGCGCUUAUAACAGGGUAUUCCUCACAGAAACAGAAUUCCCAUGAGAAUUCAAUUAAGGCUUUGGUGUCUUUUAAGGAGAUGAUGGUGGCGGGUGAUUCGGAUGUGAAGCCUAAUGGCAUGACUUUGGUUUGUGUGCUUUCCGCUGUUUCGCAGUUGGGUUCCCUAGAGAGCGGGUGUAGUGUUCAUGGGUACAUAGCGAAAACGAUUGAUGCCCCGGAAAAUGAUGUGUAUGUUGGCACUAGUUUGGUUGGUAUGUACUCUAAAUGCGGGUGUCUUGGUAUCGCGUCCAAAGUUUUUGCUAUGAUGAGUGAGAGGAAUGUACGUACUUGGACCGCGAUGGUUACAGGACUAGCUUUCUAUGGAAAAGGAAGAGAAGCAAUAGAGCUAUUAAAUGAAAUGAGGGAAUGUGAUGUAAGGCCAAACACUGUAACCUUCACAAGUAUGUUGUCUGCUUGUUGUCAUGCAGGACUUGUUGAAGAGGGCUUAUAUUUGUUUCACAACAUGGAGAAGGAAUUUGGCGUCGCGCCUCAGAUUGAGCAUUAUGGGUGUGUAGUUGAUCUUCUUGGAAAAGCAGGGCUCUUGAGAGAAGCUUAUGAUUUUAUAGUUGGAAUGCCUACUGAAUCGAAUUCAGUCUUGUGGAGGAGUUUGCUUGGUUCAUGUAGGCUUCAUGGGGAUUUCGUGAUGGGUGAGAGAGUGGGGAAGAUACUACUUCAGCUCCAAUCAGAUUUACAUUUAGGGAAUGAAAGAUCUACGAGUAAAGAUUAUAUAGGUCUUUCGAAUGUCUAUGCACUGGCAGAAAGGUGGGAAGAUGUAGGAACAAUUAGAGAAGAGAUGAGGAUGAAUGGUUUAGAAAUCAAGCCUGGCCAUAGUGCUGUCCACUGAACGAUCUGGUUUAGCUCUUUGCGAAUGAAAUCUAAUGAAUACAACUAGUGCUGUCCACCAAGUAAUCUGGUUUAGGUAGUGAAUCUCUUUUUGUAUGGAAACCGAUGAAUACACUAGUGUGGUUCACUGAGCUAAGUUGUUCACCUUCAAGUAUGAUAGACUCGUGAAGAUAGCCUGAAAUUAUGCUUGAUUACAGAAAAGUUGUACUAUAGUGUAUAACUCAGGAGUUUUUGCUGUUGUGGCUGAAAGUGUUUGUAAAGCUUGGCUAUCUGCAUGAGGAUCUAAUCUAAGGAGCUUAAUAUGGCAGGUUCGCUGCCUGCCGGUCACUCUACUGACAGCGAAUUCGCAAGUGUGGAAAUUGUAUGAGAAUGAUUUACAGUUGCAAUAGAGAGAGCAAGAGAGAAUGUUGAAAGUAACAGCCAAUAUCUUACAAGAAAGUGCAUAUUAUUUCAUGAAAGUGGUAGAGAGUAGUAUGUAAAAGCUUUAAUAUCAUAAAAGAAAGUAAUGACCAAUACCUUACAAGAAAGUGCAUAUUAUUUCAUGGAAGACUUUCAGGGACAUAGUGAGUAGUAUGUAAAAGCUUUAAUAUCAUAAAGAAAACAGAGAUUAUAUUGCGGCAUGUAAUAUGGAAAACUGUGCAAGUUAUUUGAAACAAGAGAACAACUUCAAUCUUCAAUGCCUAAUGGAGGCAACAUAAAGCCCAAACCAUAUUGGUGAAUGGUGUCUCAAGUUAUAGUAACUUGUUCGAUUUUACUAAGUGAACAAACUUACAAACACAUGCAACUAAUCGCACAUCAAAAAUGUUUUUAAUACUCCGUACAUGCAAGAAUUUGUCAAGUAUAUGACUCCUAAAAACUAGCAUUCGGCAAAUAACAUUAAUCUCCACUAAAAUCUGUUCAACGUAUUUUUUUUUUUUUUUUUUUUUUUUUUUUUUUUUUUUUUUUUUUUUUUUU
Messenger RNA from Chenopodium quinoa (quinoa), 2579 nucleotides. RefSeq names its product pentatricopeptide repeat-containing protein At3g18970-like. Gene Ontology annotation, biological process: RNA modification. The transcript has a single exon. NCBI's taxonomy places the organism in Eukaryota, Viridiplantae, Streptophyta, Magnoliopsida, Caryophyllales, Amaranthaceae. The coding region runs from base 214 to 1626 and encodes 470 amino acids. The record is from RefSeq and is a predicted model, not a curated record. Gene Ontology annotation, molecular function: RNA binding; protein binding.